AUGAUGUCUGGAAGUGGCCAUGAUUUGAUGCGCGACGUUGACGUAAACAAGAUGGCGACCGACCGCGAGGAUUCAAAGAGCCCUUACAAUGUUCAGAGCAGCUCACCGGGCUCGCCCUACUGCACGGCACAGCGCUCCAUGGCGUCGGAGGGCAACUCCGAAAAGAAGAAUCGAGCCUCAGUGAUCGCAGGAGAUUUUAUCAAGGUAGAUACCGGGGUAUCAGAAGUUGAUGUGAAGGCUGAAGCGUCGGCUACGUCGAAGAUGCAGGGAGCUGCGACAUGCGUUCUGACGAACCACUGCAUCGGAAACCUUAUGGCUUGCGUCGUCGUAGUUGACGCAAUGUGCACUUGGAUCGACAUUGAUGCUCGUGCAGCCGGCAUAUCGACACCGACGUUCGCCGAAGUCUUUGCUGACACUGCUUUGGGCCUCUAUAGCCUCGAAAUCUUGCUGCGAUUCGUAGGCAAAGGUCUGAGGGGCAUGGUCUCAGACUGGAUUUCAGUUCUCGAUAUUGUUGUAGUUGUCUGCGGCUAUGCAGAGAUGAUGAUGAACGCAAUGGCUCCUGCUGAGAUAGUGGCAAAGCUGAGCGUCAUGCGCGCUCUACGCUUGGCGCGUAUCGUCCGCUUGCUGCAGUUUUUCAGGAGGAUCCGAUCCUUGCGGGAGCUUCAGAAGCUGGUGACGAUGAUGGCGACAUGCCUUCGAACUUUAGCUUGGUCGUUCCUACUCUGCUUCGUUAUCAUGACGAUAUGGGCCAUGUUGCUGGUCGAGAUAGUGUACCCUAUCGUACAGGACAUGAUGACAGAGGGUGAUGCAACAAUCCUGGAUUGUGCAUACUGUCAGAUCUCGACGAGCUCUGUCAUGGAGGCGACCUUGCUGCUCUUCAAGACCGUUAUCGCCGGAGACAGCUGGGGAAGGCUGGCCGUCCCGAUAAUUCAAAGGAGUCCAGGAACGGCCGUGAUUUUUGUCGGCUCACUGUUGUCCUUGGUCUUUGGCGUUUUGAACAUCAUCGUUGCUGUGGUUGUCGACACAUUUGCUGAAGCCAGACAGAAUGACAUCUUGAGCUUGGCAGAGGAAAUGGAACAGGACAUUGAGAAGGAUCGGGAAGCCCUGCAGAGGCUGUUUGCGAGGAUUGACGGAGACGGCAGUGGGGAGCUAACACUCCAGGAGUUGAUUCAGGGCGCUCGUCGUGACCCAGUCUUCCAAAGCAGGCUGCGAGUGAUGGACAUCGAUGAGAAUGACUUGCAACAGCUGUUCCGCAUGAUUGAUGUGGACGGAAGUGGCACCAUAGAGGUCGCAGAGUUCAUCGGGCCUUUGAGUCGUUGGGUUCAUGAUUCCAAGACGGCGCCUAGGUUCAUUAAGUAUAACAUGCUGCAGACGAUGCAGACGCAAGAAGACCUGUACAGCAUGUCCAAAGAUAUGUACAGCAUGUCCAAGACAUACUUUAGUCAUCUUUCAGAAAGAAUCGAUACGGUCGUGGCGAAGAUGAGCAUGCAAAACGCAAGGCCCAGCUUGGUGGUGCAAGGCCACUCUGAAGAACAGCAAAUUGAGCAGCCGAAUGCCACCAAAAAGCUGGAAACACUCUGCCAGGAACAUGUCUCUCCUACCCCGUCCGAAGCGACUACUUCCGAAGUUCCCACCCACGAGAGUCAGCAGAAGGCUGAGAUGUGGCAGAAAGCCUUGCAUAAGGAUGGCGCCGAAGUCGGGGCCUUGCUUGAAGCUCUCAUCGUGAAGGUUGAAACGGGGAUGAUAGAAAUGGAGAGCAGGUUGAAGCGCGCCAUGGCUAACCUUCCACCUGACGCUUCCACGUUGCAUGCAAGUAAAGAAACGACGCCUACAGGUUCGGCGGAAGUAAGGGGCCGUGCCGAUCUCUUCCGCUCCGUGUAUGGCGAUUCCAAGCGUCGGACAUCAAGGAGGGCUGUCGCCGCCUCAUCCACAUUCGGCCAGUUGGCAUAUGCUGAAGGCACGGCAUCACGAACCAUCAAAACUUCAGGCGAGUUUGCUUUGCCGGGCUUUCCGCGCUUCCUCACCCGUUAA
Messenger RNA from Symbiodinium sp. CCMP2592, 2031 nucleotides. The record is from the annotation of a GenBank genome assembly. Lineage: Eukaryota; Dinophyceae; Suessiales; Symbiodiniaceae.